GCUGGGAGCCAUAGUUCUCGGCCUUCCGCAGGAGCCUGGGGAGCAGCCAGGGCUGCAGGGUCGCAGCCACGGGCAGGACUACGAGCCCCGAGGUGCACGGCGGCUCUGGCGCGCCUGCGCGGAGGGGCCAGGGGAGGAGUCGGAAGCGGAGCGGGGGCCGCCUGCGACCGCCGGGAGCGGCGGGGCCGGGCCGGGCCGUACGCCGCCAUGCCCCGGGACAACAUGGCCUCCUUGAUCCAGCGGGUGGCGCGGCAGGCGCGGAUCACCUUCCGCAGCCCGGCGGGGCCGACCUUCGGGGAGAACCUGCACCGGCUGCAGCAGCUGCUGGACGAGGUGCGCGCCGAGGACUUGCACUUGGCUCCGCGGGGGCCUUCGGCGGCAGCGGCGGCACCGGGUGGAGGGCUGCCGUGGUCCGGCGUGGUGCCGCCCGUUAGCUACAUGCACAUCUGCGAGACCGAGAGCUUCAGCAUGGGCGUGUUCCUGCUGCGGAGCGGCGCCUGCAUCCCGCUGCACGACCACCCGGGGAUGAACGGCAUGCUCAAGGUGCUCUACGGCACGCUGCGCAUCGCCUGCUUGGACACGCUGCCCCCCGCCGUCGCCGCCCCGCCGCCUCCCGCCGCCGCCGCGGGGCCCUGCUACCGUGCCCUGUACCGCUCCCGACAGCACUACACGCCGGCCUCGCCGCCCUGCCUGCUCUCGCCGCACACCGACAACCUCCACCAGAUCGACGCCGUGGACGGGCCCGCCGCCUUCCUCGACAUCCUGGCGCCGCCCUACGACCCCCAGCACGGCCGGGACUGCCAUUACUACCGCUUGCUGGAGGGGCCGUUGCCACAGGCGGGCGCCGAGCCGCCCGGGCUGCCGCGGGAGGUGUGGCUGAUGGAGACCCCGCAGGCCGCUGACUUCUGGUGCGGGGGAGAGCCCUACCCCGGGCCCCGCGUCUGCCUCUGAGGCGGCGGCCUGGGCCCGGCGGCGGCCGCUGG
Melopsittacus undulatus (budgerigar) is the source of this 983-nucleotide messenger RNA. It is a transcript of the gene ADO, whose product is annotated as 2-aminoethanethiol dioxygenase. Gene Ontology annotation, cellular component: mitochondrion. The transcript has a single exon. The coding region runs from base 208 to 951 and encodes 247 amino acids. The record is from RefSeq and is a predicted model, not a curated record. Gene Ontology annotation, molecular function: oxidoreductase activity, acting on single donors with incorporation of molecular oxygen, incorporation of two atoms of oxygen. Lineage: Eukaryota; Metazoa; Chordata; Aves; Psittaciformes; Psittaculidae.